Molecule: messenger RNA, 3691 nt
Organism: Scomber japonicus (chub mackerel)
Lineage: Eukaryota; Metazoa; Chordata; Actinopteri; Scombriformes; Scombridae
Gene: elk3
Product: ETS transcription factor ELK3
Exons: 5
Coding region: 300-1445 (381 amino acids)
Biological process (GO): cell differentiation; regulation of transcription by RNA polymerase II
Cellular component (GO): nucleus
Molecular function (GO): DNA-binding transcription factor activity, RNA polymerase II-specific; sequence-specific DNA binding
Source: RefSeq, a predicted model, not a curated record
UGUGUGUGUGUGUGUGUGUGUGUGUGCUUACACAGACGGGAAUAGCCUACUGCGCCAGAGGAAGUGCGCCGGUUCUCAGUCUGCGCGUCCCGACUUCCUGCUCUGAGGCAGGAGAGAGAAAAGCUGCGGAUCCGCUUUCAGACAGCAGCAGCUCAGCAGCAGCGCAGCAGCAUGGAGCCUCAACACAACACACACACCCCACUUUAAGACACAAACGCACACAUAACGUACGGGCAGACGGACAGAGGAGCAGCGGCCGUCCACAGCUGGAUCACCUGUGUGUCUGGUGUCAUCCCGUCAUGGAGAGCUCCAUCACACUCUGGCAGUUCCUGCUACAGCUGCUACUUGAUCACAGCCACAAACAUCUCAUCUGUUGGACGUCCAACGAUGGCGAGUUCAAGCUGCUCAAGUCAGAGGAGGUGGCCAAACUGUGGGGGCUGCGCAAGAACAAGACCAACAUGAACUACGACAAGCUAAGCAGAGCACUGCGCUAUUACUACGACAAGAACAUCAUCAAGAAGGUCAUCGGCCAGAAGUUCGUCUACAAGUUUGUGUCAUUCCCCGAGAUUCUGAAGAUGGACCCUGCAGUGGUGGAGUCAGGACGGAGUAGCGAAGAAAGCGGAGGUCCAACAUCAGAGGCUGAGACUGAAGAGGAGGGUGGAGGUGGGAGAAACCAGUACCUCCACUCCGGCCUGUACUCCUCCUUCACCGUCAACUCCCUGCAUCACUCCUUAGACCCUCAUCGGCCGAUCAAGACAGAGCCCAGAUCAGAUCGCCAUGACGACAGCUCCUCUGUCAUCCGAUUCAUAACCAACCGUGGCCACUCCUCCCUCCCCUCCACCCCACCUCCAUCCUCUACUGAGACCUUGCAUUCCUCCAGGCCGUCUCCUAGGCAGGCUCGAUCUUCCUCUUGCUCCUCGUCCCCGCCACAAAGCCCUGCCCACAUGCUGUGGAGGGGACGGGGCCCUGGCACAGAGACUGACUACUUAGAGCAGGGCGCUCAACCUCUAAACCUGUCGUCAGGUCAGAGGGAAAGAGAGAGGUCACAGAGUACAACCACUCCAGAAAGGAGAGGUUUAGCCUGCAGUGUACCUUCCAAAACCAGGAAACCCAAAGGUCUAGAAAUUUCCCCUCCCUCCCUCCUCUUGGCAGGAAAUGACCUCGUCUCCAUCGCCCUCAACAGCCCGGCACUGCCUUCAGGGUCCUUGACUCCUGCCUUCCUCACUGCACAGACUCCGUCUGGUCUGUUGCUCACUCCCAGUCCUCUGCUAUCCAACAUCCACUUCUGGUCCAACCUGAGUCCAGUGGGACCUCUCAGCCCCGCCCAGCUGCAGAGUCACACCCCCCUCUUUCAGUUCCCCACCUUGCUGAAUGGACACAUCCCACUGCCUUUGCCCACCAUGGACACUCGUCCACCUUUGCUGAUCUCCUCCAGCUCCCACUAACACCUGAUAACACCUGGAACCAGACUGAGCUUGGCCUAAUCAGGACCAAGCCAAUCAGCCUUAAACUCUGUUGAUGGACCACACAGGGAAUGGGACUUCCCCCUCUGAUAACACUUUGAUCUGAAACCUGUUCCUUUGCAUUUAUAAUAUAAAGAAACAGGAGCUUCACUCCGAAGCUUUGCUCUCCGAGAAGAGUAUUUGCAUUUGACUUUUCUUUCUGUGUUUACUACAGUUUAACUGAUAUAUUAUUGCCCAUAUUCCUGACCUUACGUUUGUUUUUUGUGAUGCGUAAAAAAAUUACACCAUCAUGGCACACAAAAGCUUUAAAAUAGAACUUAAAGAAGGCAAGAAGGAUGAAUCUUUGGAGUUAAGAUUUGUCUGGUGUAUUCUAAAUGUACCUGGUUAAAGAGGGAAAAAAAGGGUCAAAAAAAUUCUUUCAGGGGUAUAGGCUCUUAAAGAUCCCUUUUGAUCUCCAUCAUAUCACCAGCGGGCAACACCAGAUGUCAUCACUUUUUAAUCCCAUUUCACUUCUCAUCUCAUUCCACUUGGUGCAAACAUCAGCGAUACAGGCUGUGUGCAAUUUUAUGAAUGUUAUUGCUACCCCCCACCCCCCCUUUCCUGACUAAUCUCAAUACGCACACCUCUCAGACAAACAAAAGAGACCUGGGGAAAUCUAUGUCAGGAGUUCUCACUUAGCCAGAUGACUUUACCAGUUUAAUAUAGAAUGGCAGAUACUAGACUCAAUCACAGCUUCUUUAAUUAAAUAAAAUGAGAGAACCAGUAAAAGGAGAACAUUUUGCGCAAACGCUAAACAUUUGCUACAUUAAAACAUUACAGGUUGUGUUUAGCUUUUCACUGGUGAAUAGGUAGACUUUUGUCGUUCCUGUGACAGUACAGUAUUGUUUUAGGGGGGAGCGCUGAAUACAGUUGAAAAGUAAAGUUACAAUUCAGUUUCUUUCAUGUAAGACAUGCAGAGGAAACCAAUUUUAAAGAAAGAAAGAAUGCAGUAAGUUAGCUAAGUGCUACUCAGCCUAUGAAAACGGCUAAUGUAGUCUGUGGCUCUGGGGAGGCGUUUUAAAGUGAUACUAAGGAACUUCUGAAAGAAGAAACACAUUAUUCCCUUUUACAGAUAAAAAAAAGUUAAGUAAAACACAUAAGAAAAGAAAUAUACAUAAUUCAAUACACUUACAGGUUUUGCUGUUACAGUCCCUCUUGGUUGGGUAUGACCAGGUGCGUACUAAUGUUGCUAAUGUUAGCAAACUUCAUUAGAAACCAUGUGACACUGACUUUGUGACCAUUCUCAACUUGUUCUACUGUCGAAAUAGGUCUUAGCAUUUAGCAUUACCUAAUGUGGCAGCUGUUUGGCUAAAGGUGUAGUCUUGCUUUAAUGUAUAGUAUAAGAAAAUAACCCUGUUGAUGUCAUUAGGGUUAUCUUGAAUUUGGCACCAAACUUCAAUAGGAAAUCUAGGAUUCAGUGUCUGAGCCAUACUUGAAACUAAAAGUCAGGAGAUCUCCGUGUCUGCUACAUCAGUUUUAAAUGUGUCAAGUCUUUCUAUAGUGAAUUCUUAAAGUGCCAUGCUAAAUUGUGGGAGUGCCAUUUAAAAUGACCAUACCAGGAUGAUAUGACUCUACAGGCUUCAUAGGGCAGUAAUGUAACCUUGUCGUGACAUAUAACAAGUGAUCAAAAUAGUCGAUUAUCAGCUGUCAUUUAUCAACCCCCAAACUGAUCUGUGUCAUGAAAAAAUAUGACAUAAGAGACAUAGAAAGUCUCUCUGUAUCAUUUCUCAAUAACCUGAUAUAAAUUUACCAACUCUGGAUUGUUUGAGUGGGAUGUGCGGCCACGAGAUGAAUUCCUCACCGACUCCUGGCAGAGCACCUGCUAGCUGGAGCGCCAAAACGCUCUGGAAGUCUUCUGUAAUGCUUUGACAAUUAUACUUGACGCUGUGAACCUUUUUGUUUUUCACCUGUAUAGUUUCAUGCUUUUAAAAAAAAAUGCACUGUAGCCUUGUACCAGCUGUGCCUUGUAUAAUGUAAGUAAACUUAUUAAGCUUUAAACCAGGUUUUGAUAGACAUUACAGGUCAAAAUUGCACAAAAAGCUUUUCUUCUUUUUUUUGUAAAAUGACUCCUGGUUAUUUUUUAUACAGAAAUAAUGGAAUUGUAUUCUCAAUGAUUUGCUUGUGUUGUUUUGCUGUUUUGUUGAGAGAAAUGUUAAUGUUUUUUGGAAUAAAAAGAGCAUUGAAUGCUA